AAGAACAUGCCUCUCGCAAAGGAUCUCCUUUAUGCCUCUCCAGAAGAGAAGAGGAAAUGCAAGAAGCACCUGGUGCAGAGCCCAAAUUCCUACUUUGUGGAUGUGAAAUGCCCAAGGUGCUAUAAAACCAACACGGUGUUUAGCCAGGCACAAACGGCAGUUCUGUGUGUUAGCUGCUCUACUGUCCUCUGCCAGCCUACAGGAGGAAAAGCAAGGCUUACAGAAGGAUGUUCUUUCAGAAGGAAUCAGCACUAAAAGUACCCCGCUUGAACAAAUGGGAAACCAUCCCAAUAAACACAUUUUGGAUUAA
This is a messenger RNA of Lemur catta (Ring-tailed lemur), 310 nucleotides long. Its product is annotated as 40S ribosomal protein S27-like. Gene Ontology annotation, molecular function: structural constituent of ribosome; RNA binding. The transcript has a single exon. Gene Ontology annotation, cellular component: ribosome; cytosolic small ribosomal subunit. The record is from RefSeq and is a predicted model, not a curated record. Bases 7 to 255 code for a protein of 82 amino acids. NCBI's taxonomy places the organism in Eukaryota, Metazoa, Chordata, Mammalia, Primates, Lemuridae. Gene Ontology annotation, biological process: ribosomal small subunit assembly; translation.